This is a messenger RNA of Iphiclides podalirius (scarce swallowtail), 1410 nucleotides long. Lineage: Eukaryota; Metazoa; Arthropoda; Insecta; Lepidoptera; Papilionidae. The record is from the annotation of a GenBank genome assembly.
AUGCGCAGAAAUAAAAUGCGCCAGUUGUUAUUUCCAAUAGUGCUGCUUAUAUGCAGUACAUAUGUUGCAAAAGCAUAUGAAGACACAACAUUAGAAGAUGAUGACUUUGCAGAGUUCGAACAGUUUGAUUCAGAUGAUGAUGCAACUGUGAUUGAUUUUAAUGAGGACGAGAAGGAAUUGCCUGUACAAAAAAAUAUAGUCCUCACAAAAGAUGACUUUGACACAAGCAGAGAUGAUGAAGAUGAAUUAAUAGUGGAGGAUGAAGACAAUGAGUUCGAACAUUUUCAAGAUCCGGAGGAGUUUGAGGGCUUCCAGGAGACUACACCACAAAGUUCAGAGCAGCCAAAAAUUACCAUUUCUAAAGUUCCUAUAAAUGCGCGUCCACGGUUGCAAGCAUACUGGCUGGAGGGAAUUCUCUGCUGUGGGUUAGCUGCAUAUGCUCUCGCAUAUACGAUUGGCAGAGUGAAGAAUUCCUCCAUUGCUCUUAACUUCUUGAAGUUCCAUAAACCAUUGCUGGAUGAUAAUUUCACUUUAGUUGGGGAAGCAGAUGCCAAUGUUUCGAUUGGCAACGAUCGCGGCUGGAGACGUGAAGCCGAGCACUGCUUCACUAUGUGGUGCAGCGGCCGGGUCUGUUGCGAGGGCAUGCUGCUGACACUGAAACUUAUUAAGCGCCAAGACUUGGUGCACAUUCUUCUGGGCUUCGUUAGACCAUCUCCGGACACUUUGCACAUUCGCGUGGAACUUGGUAAGGACGACAGCGAUCCGUUCGUGCUGUGCGUCGCUCAGAAGAAAAUCGCCACGCGCCUCGCCAAAGAGAUGCAGGACCUGAGCGUGUUCUGCCCCGAGAGGCGCGCCGGCGACAAGCACUCGCUGCCCCCCUCACUGAGCGUCCUCUCCGAGUGCGCUGAGGCGACGGGGGCGCUGCUGGACGCGCGCGUCUGCGGCGCCCUCGCCCAGUACCACAAGCACGUGCAGUACAUACACGUCUCCGACCGCUACUGCGGCCCCAAGCAGAUGGAGGAGACGGCCACCACCAAGCCACCGGAAACUGAGCGGGUGAUGCUAGUCAGCCUGGCGUUGGGUCCAAACGGCGGCGGCGAGGAGUUGAGGCCCCUGCUCCAGCUGGUCUUCUACUUGCUCGACAAAAUCAAACGUUUGAGGCUGAGUAAAGAGGCGCUUGCCAAGUGCGAGAAACGCCGCCAGAAGGUGGCUGAGGCGUGGAUGCGCGGGGCUCACGCGGCCCGUCAAGAGCAGGCCGCUCAGCGGCGGGAGGAGAAGCGAAAACAAGAGAAAGAGCGCAUACUGGCGGAGGAUGACCCCGAGAAGCAGCGACGUUGGGAGCUAAAGGAGCAAAAACGUCAGCAAAAACGCAAGACGCCAAAAAUGAAGCAGUUGAAAGUGAAAGCGCUC